Messenger RNA from Python bivittatus (Burmese python), 5306 nucleotides. Lineage: Eukaryota; Metazoa; Chordata; Lepidosauria; Squamata; Pythonidae. The record is from RefSeq and is a predicted model, not a curated record.
CAUGUAAAAGCAUCAGUGCUGGCAGCCAGAUUGAUGUGGCAUCUGUGGAAAAUGAAUUAAAGCAACAUGACCAAGGCUUCAUAUAAUUUCUCAUUCUGCAAUUAUACUGAGCAAGCGCUUAAUUGGCUCUAGUUACCCUGUGAUUUUCAGCUUUUCCUUGAAAAACCAGAAAGAUGGGAAAAUAAAUUGGCCUUUUACAAAUGCAAUACCAUGCUCUCAUCAAAGAGGAUAAUAGCUCUCCUCAUGCUAACAUCAUAAGGGCUGCAAGAAGACCAAUCGUCUGCUGUAUUUUGAUGCUUCAAACAGUAUAAAGACGUGGCUUCCCCAUGACAACAUGUCAGCAAAAGAUCUCAGCCCCCGACAUAGUUCAAAAUCCCGUGUUGUGCAGCGGGCCUCAACUAUUGAUGUUGCCUCUGACAUGUUAGGUUUAUCUUUGACAGGAAACAUCCAAGAUCCAGAUGAACCAAUCUUAGAAUUUAGUUUAGCUUGCAGUGAACUGCUUACUCCAUCAUUAGAUAGGAAGCCAAAUUGUUUUGUAGCAGUGAGUGUAACUACACCUCCUCAGGCAUUCUGGACAAAGCAUGCUCAGACAGAAAUUAUUGAGGGCACAAACAAUCCCAUCUUUCUAAGCAGCAUUGCCUUUUUUCAAGACUCUCUUAUUAAUCAGAUGACGCAAAUAAAACUUUCUAUAUAUGAUGUAAAAGAUAGAUCUCAGGGAACUAUGUAUUUAUUGGGUUCUGUGAUGUUCACUGUACAGGAUCUACUUAAGGAGAAAAGUCAUAGGCUGCACUUAACACUAAGAUCUGCGGAAAAUGACCGUGUUGGGAACGUCACAGCCAUUGGAUGGCAGAUGGAAGAAAACACAGACCAAAGGCCUCCUGUGACCAGGUCUCCUGACACUGUUAACGGAAGGACUGUGCUACCAGUUGACGAAAGUUUGACAGAGUCUUUAGGAAUCCGAUCCAAAUAUGCUUCAUUACGAAAAGAUGCACUGUUAAAAUCUGUGUUUGGAGGUGCCAUUUGUCGGAUGUAUCGUUUUCCUACCACUGAUGGCAACCAUCUGAGGAUUUUGGAGCAAAUGGCAGAGAGUGUGCUCUCUUUACACAUUCCCAGGCAAUUUGUGAAAUUGCUGCUAGAGGAAGACGCUGCAAGGAUUUGUGAACUUGAAGAACUAGGAGAGCUGUCCCCCUGCUGGGAAAGUCUUCGUCGGCAAAUAGUCACUCAGUACCAAACAAUUAUUCUGACCUAUCAGGACAACCUCACCAAUCUUCAUCAGUACAAAGGACCAUCAUUCAAAGCAAGUAGUCUGAAAGGUGAUAAAAAGCUUGAAUUCAUGCCCACAAAUUUACACAUACAGCGAAUGAGAGUCCAGGAUGAUGCAGGAUCAGAUGAGAAUUAUGACAUUGUAACUAUAGGAGCACCAGCAGCUCACUGCCAGGGCUUUAAAUCUGGAGGUCUGCGGAAAAAGCUUCAUAAAUUUGAAGAUGCAAAGAAACACAGUUUUGAGGAAAGUUGCACUGCAACCAAUUCCCAGUCUAUAGUGUACAUACCGCAGGAUAUUGUUCGAGCAAAGGAGAUUAUUGCACAGAUCAAUACCCUGAAAACUCAAGUUAGUUACUAUGCAGAAAGACUUUCCAGAGCUGCCAAAGAUAAAUCGGCCAAUGGACUUGAAAGAACGCUUGCCAUUUUGGCAGAUAAGACCCGGCAGCUUGUCACUGUCUGUGACUGCAAGUUGUUGGCAAAUUCAAUUCAUGCUCUGAAUGCUGCAAGACCAGAUUAUAUAGCUUCAAAGGCCUCUCCAACAUCUACAGAGGGAGAACAAGUGGUGCUAAGAAAUGACCAAGAUACUCUGGUGGCCAGGUGGACAGGAAGAAAUAGCCGUUCUUCUCUACAGGUGGACUGGCAUGAAGAAGAGUGGGAAAAAGUCUGGGUGAAUGUUGACAAAAGUCUUGAAUGCAUUAUCCAGAGGGUGGACAAGCUGCUCCAGAAAGAGCGAUUACAGAGUGAUAACUGUGAAGAUGUUUUCCUGUGUGAAGUCAGCUGCUCUAGCAAGAAAGGUAAACGGGAUACCCGUGCAUACUGGAUAAAGCCAGAGACCUUAAAUGAGAUCAUCUCAUCUUCAUCAUCCCCAACAUCAUCUUCAUCCAUUUCAUCCUCUGCAUGCCAUUUUCCCAGAAUCACAAAUUGCAGUCCCACUCCUGAAGAGUCCAACCCAGGUGAAUGGAGCGAAGCUCUCUACCCUCUGCUGACAACGCUCACAGACUGUGUGGCCAUGAUGAGUGACAAGGCAAAGAAAGCCAUGGUCUUUCUUUUAAUGCAGGACAGUGCCCCUACCAUAGCUCUUUGCUUAAGCCUUCAGUACCGGAGGGAUGUUGUCUUUUGCCAAACUCUUACAGCCCUGAUCUGUGGUUUCAUUAUCAAGCUGAGGAAUUGCCUGCAUGAUAAUGGAUUCCUGAGGCAGCUGUAUACCAUUGGUCUGCUGGCACAAUUUGAAAGCCUUUUAAGUACUUACGGAGAAGAACUGGCUAUGCUAGAAGAUAUGAGUGUGGGAAUAAUGGACUUGAGGAAUGUAACAUUUAAAGUAACUCAGGCCACUUCCGGUGCAUCUGCUGAUAUGCUGCCAGUCAUUACAGGAAAUCGGGAUGGAUUUAAUGUGAGGAUUCCAUUGCCAAGCACUUUGUUCGAUGCCCUGCCCCGUGAAAUCCAGAGUGGCAUGUUGCUGAGAGUUCAACCAGUACUCUUCAAUGUGGGAAUCAAUGAACAGCAAACCUUAGCAGAGAAGUUUGGUGACACCUCCUUGCAGGAAAUUAUUAACAUGGAAAGCUUGGUACGGUUGAAUUCCUACUUUGAGCAGUUCAAAGAAGUUUUGCCUGAAGACUGUCUACCUCGAUCUCGGAGUCAAACGUGCCUGCCUGAACUGUUGAGGUUCCUUGGACAGAAUGUACAUGCAAGAAAAAAUAAGAAUGUUGAUAUUCUUUGGCAAGCUGCUGAGAUUUGCCGCAGACUAAAUGGUGUUCGGUUUACAAGCUGUAAAAGUGCCAAGGAUCGGACUGCCAUGUCAGUGACCCUGGAGCAAUGUCUCAUACUGCAGCAUGAACAUGGAAUGGCCCCACAAGUCUUCACUCAGGCUCUUGAGUGCAUGAGGAGCGAGGGCUGUCGAAGAGAAAAUACAAUGAAGAAUGUUGGAUGUCGCAAGUAUGCGUUUAAUUCCCUGCAGCUGAAGGCUUUCCCCAAGUAUUACAGGCCUCCCGAAGGAACUUAUGGAAAAGUUGACUCAUAGGAUUACUGUGUCUUGUAAUUAGUUGUUCCGUUAAAAUAUGUGAAUACACUCAACUUUAGUAUAUGAACUUUGACAACAAUGACAGAAAAAUGUUUUUGUAUGUUUCAUUAGAAAAUACUGAGCAUGUAAUUUUGUUAAACUGGAUUCCAUAGGAAGAAAACAAUUACAUGCUGAAUCAUUAUAAUAUGAAACUAAUGUAAUGAUUGCCCAGUGUAAGAUGCCUGCAUAUAUUAUACAAUUAAUCUCUUGCCUAAAUAAGAAAGAUAAUUCCUGGACUGUGGAGGAUUUGUGAAUUAGGCAGCUGUUUCCCUCAUUUUUAUACUGAUUUUAUUUAAGACUUUCAUAAUACUUUUUAAAACCUCAGUGCUGUAAAUAGUAAAUAAAUUGGAGGUGAGGAGCUUUGACAAGUACAACAGGUGUUGUUACGAGUAGAAGAAAAAGCUCAGUUUUUAAAACAGAGCAGUGCAUUAAAAUAUAAAGUCAAGAACUUAAAUUUAUUAGAACACUAUUGUAUAAAAGAGUUAUAAUAUAGAAGCCAGGAACUGACACCUAACCCUAUUUCACUUGGUAUAGAAACUGGAUUGAAUAUGUGAUAAUAUCAGUUGAGGAAGAAACCUGUUGCAUUCCAACACUUAACAACCCUUUUAAAACUAAGAUAGUUGUGCAUGAAAAAACACCGUCUGUAUCUAGUGAUGUAUGACUUAGCUCUAAACAGUGAAUCAAGAGAGAAGGUAAGGUAUCCAUGUCUAUUUACAAAACAGAUGGGCAAGUGGAUUUCCACCUGCAGUUUGAAAGACUACCUGGGCUGAAUUGUCUGUGUGUCUUCCACAUCAUGAUUUUAAUUACUGUCACUUUACCCUUCUUUCUUUGUGUGUGUCAGCUGAUUGCACAGUGACGUGCAGGGCAGAUCUUCUGAGUCCCUUUUUUUGAUGACGAGAAUGAUUUUAGGCAAACUUAUUUGCAUAUAAAAACUGUCCCAUGCAUUUGGGAUUCUGCAAGUUCCUAAGAUGCUUGCUUGCUAGAUCCUAUCCAGAAUUUAGGUGCACUUUAGUCUGCAGAAAUCAGUGUUUCUCAUUUUUCUGUUGAAUCUCCUACUUUGAAUAUUGUUUUACAUAAAAUGUUUCCAGUACCCACUAAUUUCAAAAGUCAGUAUCUACAAUUUGUUCCAGAACAUCACAGUUUGAAUUUCAGGUUAAUGAAGUGAUGGAGAAGGGGAAUAAUUAUCUACAUUAUUUAACAAUAGUUAUUGCUUGGUUAGGAAUUAAUAUGUAACAGAAUCCAAAUUUCCAUGAUUGCCCUCCAGGUAACUUAUUCCUCUGUUCAUUAUUUGUCUAAAAAAUUCAUACUUUAUAAGUAAGAUGAAGGACCACUUGAAAACUAUUUACAGUUGCUCCAAUCACAGAAGAGUAGCAUGUCCCUCAGAUGACUACUAAUAUGUGAUAACAACUUUGUUUAAUAAGUCACUGUAUAUAUUUAUAUGUGAGUGUAAAUGUGUAUCGCCUGAAAAGCUACGGUUCAGUAGCACCCUUUGGGUGGACUUUGGAGGUUGUGUCGCAGGUUACGAAAAACUCUCAACUUUUCAUUCUAAGAAUUUAACCCCAAAAUGUUUAAAUUCCACUGAUACUCAUGGGAUUUACUUACGUUAGCAUUAUUGGCCAUUUAAUGGAAAGGGGGGAAAUGGCUCCAUUAUUUUCAAGAAAGAAAGAAUCUGGUAUGCAUUUGCCACUCAAAUGUUUUACUUUAUCCUGCCUUUUUUCUUUGUACUUUAUAUUUAUUGAAGGCAUGAACGUUCAUUUAUGUAAUAAACAGUCUGCAUCCCUCAGAGUGCAGUAACUGAAUUGGACAUUUUAAAGCAGUGUUUCUCAAACUUGGCAACUUUAAUAUGUGUGGACUCCCAGAAUUCCUGGAGCUGUCUGGGGAAUUCUGGGAGUUCAAGUCCACACAUAUUAAAGUUGCCAAGUUUGAGAAACAUUAUUUUAAGGUCUUAAACCCAGCAGGCAAAGGAAUAGUUAUACCUACCACUGGU